This is a messenger RNA of Monodelphis domestica (gray short-tailed opossum), 10884 nucleotides long. RefSeq names its product ATPase phospholipid transporting 8B3 (gene ATP8B3). Gene Ontology annotation, biological process: phospholipid translocation; Golgi organization. Gene Ontology annotation, cellular component: plasma membrane; trans-Golgi network. NCBI's taxonomy places the organism in Eukaryota, Metazoa, Chordata, Mammalia, Didelphimorphia, Didelphidae. The record is from RefSeq and is a predicted model, not a curated record. Gene Ontology annotation, molecular function: ATPase-coupled intramembrane lipid carrier activity; ATP binding; ATP hydrolysis activity.
CUCUCCCUCUCCCCCCUCUGUUUCUCUCUCUUCUCUGUCUUUCUCCUCCCUCUCUCUUCUUCUUCCCCGGUCUCUCUGUCUCCCCCUUCCUUGGGGUGGCUCUGCUCCAAGGGCCCCGGGCGCCGGGGGCGGAGCUGGAGCGGGGCUGGAGACUAGCGGGCCCCUCCUCCUGUUUCUCCUCCUCCUGCUCCUCCCCAGCCUGCUUAAAAGUCCCGAGGUCUCCCAGGCCCCUCCAGAUGCACCCUGAGCAGUCUGGAUCCUUCUAGCUUCCCACCUUGGAGACCCCCUGCUCGGCGCCUCCCGGCCCCGGAGAACAGGAUGAAUGACCAGAAUUGCCAAGACAGUUGUAGAGGUGGAAGCAAGGUGUCAGAUUUCACUUGGGAGGUGAAGGCCAACGACCGGGCUUUCCACCUGAAGUUCAAGAAGAAGUUAUUUCUGUGUUGGAAGAGGAGGAAAUACAGGGACAAUGCCAUCAAGACGGCCAAAUACAACAUGCUGACCUUCCUGCCCCUGAAUCUCUAUGAACAGUUUCAUCGAUCGGCCAACCUCUACUUCCUCUUUGUCGUCCUUCUCCAGACCAUCCCAGAAAUCUCCACACUGCCUUGGUUUAGCCUGAUGAUGCCACUGGUGUGUCUCCUCAUCAUCCGAGGGACCCGAGAUCUGGUGGACGACAUAGCCCGAUAUAGGAGUGACAGGAUGAUUAAUGGGAGACCCUGUGAAAUUCUGAUGGAGAAAAGCUUCUGUAAGAAGAGAUGGCGGGACAUCCAUGUGGGCGAUGUAGUCUGUUUGCAGAAAGAUGAUUUUGUCCCGGCUGACCUGCUCCUCUUGGCCACUUCAGAACCGAGCAGCCUGUGUUAUGUGGAAACAGCAGACAUCGAUGGAGAAACCAACCUGAAGUUCCGCCAGGCCCUGAUCAUCACCCAUAAAGAACUGGUCAGUGUGGACAAGAUGGCAGCUUUCGAUGGGAUCGUGGUGUGUGAGGAGCCCAACAGCCGGAUGCACACAUUUGUGGGAACCUUGGAGUGGAAGGGGGAGAAGUAUUCCCUGGACAGCGAGAAGAUUCUUUUGCGGGGUUGCCGGAUUCGCAACACAGACAUCUGCUAUGGCCUGGUCAUUUAUGCAGGUUUUGAUUCCAAGAUCAUGAAGAACUCUGGGAAGAUCAAGCUGAAGAGGACAAAGCUGGACCGGAUGAUGAACAAACUUGUCAUUUUUAUAUUCCUGAUGCUGGUGGUGAUCUCUUUAUGCCUGGCAGUGGCCUAUAGCUUCCAGGUGGUGGAUUUCCAGGCCAAACACAGCUACCUGAAUGAAUUCCAUAGAAAUUCAUCUCCAGUCCAGGAGGCCUUCCUUGUCUUCUGGGGCUUCAUGAUCCUGCUCAGUGUCAUUGUGCCAAUGUCCCUCUACAUCACUUUUGAGUUUGUCUAUCUGGUGAAUAGCUGUUUCAUCAAUUGGGACCUGGAGAUGUACUACUCGCCCCAGGACAUUCCCGCCAACGCCCGGAAUACCAGCCUCAAUGACCAGCUGGGACAGAUCGAGUACAUCUUCUCUGACAAGACAGGAACCCUGACCCAGAACAUCAUGACCUUCAAGAAAUGCUGUAUUAACGGGCUGAUUUACGGUACGGAUGGUGGAGAAGACCUGAAGGCUAUCUCUUGGAGAUGGAACAAGUACGCAGAUGAGAACCUGAUAUUCUAUGACUCUCAGCUCCUAGAAGAUGUCCUGAAAGAUGAGGACGAAGUGGCCCGAGAGUUCUGGAGGCUGCUGGCCCUCUGCCAUACUGUCAUGGUGGACGAGAAGGAUGGCCAGCUGGUCUACCAGGCAGCUUCUCCGGACGAGGAAGCCCUGGUGACAGCCGCUCGGAACUUUGGCUAUGUUUUUCUGUCUCGGACUCAGGAUACCAUCACCACCAUUGAGCUUGGUGUAGAGAGGAUCUAUCAGGUGCUGGCCAUGAUGGACUUCAACAGUUCCCGAAAGAGGAUGUCUGUACUCGUGAGAGACCCUGAAGGCAAAAUUCGACUGUAUACCAAGGGGGCAGACACGGUGAUCUUUGAGAGGUUACAGCCAGGAUGUCCUAAUGAGCUUGCUACUGAGAAGGCCCUGGAUACCUUUGCGAAACAGACGCUUCGGACACUCUGCUUAGCCAGCAAAGAAGUGGAGGAUGAGUUCUACCAAGAAUGGAGCAAGAGGCACCAUGCAGCCAGUGUUCUCCUGCAGAAUCGGUCCCAGGCGCUGGAAAAAAUAUAUGAGGACAUGGAGAAGGACCUCAAGCUCUUGGGAGCCACAGCCAUUGAGGAUAAGCUGCAAGAUGGCGUGCCUGACACCAUCGACCUUCUCAAGAAAGGGAAUAUCAAGGUGUGGGUAUUGACUGGAGACAAACAAGAGACUGCAGUGAACAUUGGGUUUGCCUGUCGACUGUUAUCUGAUGAUAUGGAAAUUCUGGAUGAGAAGGAAAUCCAAGAGAUGGUUGAGAUCUGUUCAGAGAGCAAUAACAACUUCGGUGGUGUCCUAAAUUGUGACUCAAGGCUCCAGCAGCAACAGGGCAAACUGGCCCUUGUGGUCACCGGAGACUUCCUGGACACGCUUUUGCCCAAGGCUGAGGAGUCACAGGCCUCAGAAAAGAAGUCCAGCCUGCUGGCCAUGGUGGGGGAGCACUGUCGAAUUUGGCAGGCUCCUGAGGACCUGGCAAUCCGGAGGGAGAGAGCCUUUGUGGAUCUGGCCACCCAGUGCCAGGCUGUCAUCUGCUGCCGAGUGACCCCUAAGCAGAAGGCCCUUAUUGUCCAAAUGAUCAAGAAGUAUCAGAAAGUGAUCACACUGGCCAUCGGGGAUGGUGCCAAUGAUGUCAACAUGAUCAAGACUGCUGACAUCGGGGUGGGGAUCAGUGGUCAGGAAGGCAUGCAGGCGGUCCAGUGCAGUGACUAUGCCCUGGCCCAGUUCUCCUACCUGAAGAGGCUGCUUCUGGUGCACGGACGCUGGUCUUACCUCCGAAUCUCCAAGUUUCUCCGUUACUUCUUCUACAAGACCUUUGCCAGCAUGAUGGUCCAGAUCUGGUUCGCUUUCUACAAUGGCUUCACAGCUCAGCCAUUAUACGAAGGUUGGUUCCUGGCGCUCUACAAUGUCUUCUAUUCAGCCUAUCCUGUGCUCUCCAUGGGCCUUCUAGAGCAGGAUAUGAGUGCCAAGAAGUGCUUGGAAUUCCCUGAGCUUUAUAGUGUGGGGCAGAAGAACCAACUCUUCAACUACCAGGUCUUCUUUGUGGCCCUGGCCCAGGGGGUUGCCACAUCACUGGUGAAUUUCUAUGUAACCGUGUGGGCAUUUACUGACACAGCUGGGCCUGGUGGCAUCUGCGAUUAUCAGACCUUUGCUAUCACUGUGGCCACAUCUGCCCUUUUCUCGGUCAUUGCUGAGAUUAUCAUCGACAUCAAGUUCUGGACCAUCCUGUCUUUCCUGGCUGUCUCCUCCAGUGUGAUCCUCUACAGCCUCAUGUCUUUCCUCACCCAGAACUUCUCUGCCUUCCACAUGGCACCCACCAUUUUCAGAUUUUUAGAUGUUAACCAAAAUGCCCUGACAGAACCCUACAUUUUGCUGGUGGUGCUGCUGACUGUGAUCACGAACACCAUGCCCUCACUGGCUGUCCGUCUACUGUGUCAUAUCAUUGCUGAGUCUGAAUCUAGAAGAUCAUACCAGGACUCUCGAAUGGAAGUCAGCGCCGUGGAGCUCACAGCCCACUUCCAAAGGGGCUCCUUUGGCCGCCGCUCUAGUUACGCCUUCUCCCACAAGGAAGGCUAUGCUGAGCUCAUUACCAGGGGGACCAGCCUUCGGAAGAAGGACACCCAGACCAUCGGGGGUAUCAGCUCCAAUGGGGGUUCUAUGCCAGCCACCAAGGACUCGCCUGACCCAAGGACCAGCGUGCCAGUCAAAGAAUCGCCCUGACACCAACCCUGCUUCCCCCUUCUUUUAUGGAACCUUUCAGCCUGCCAGCUCCCGGCUCCUUUUAAGAGUCUGCCAUUUUUAAAGAGUUUUUUUUUGGGGGGGGGGAUGUUUGCCCCUGCCCCCUUACUGAAAUACUGCCUUAUUGCUCUAAAUGCAACAGUGACCUCUCUUGGCAAGAUGGGGGAUUGCAAGGAGGUCAUGCCUCUGGACUUCAGCUGGAAGGGGGGGAAACGCCUCCCUGCCUAAAGGGGAGACAAAGUCCUACCCAAGCCCACCUGCCUGCUGGGCCAGUUCACUGGUUACCAAGAUGGCUGCCUUGGGCCAGGUCCCCACUCCAUACCUUUUCUCAGACCCAUGAAAGGGUCAGGAGCUGUCCACUCCCAUCCCUCUACCCCUUCUUCUUUCCUCACUUUUGUACUUGGUAGUGUCCUUGGGGGAGGUAGAAUGGGUCCCCUCGCUCCAUUUACCUUGGUCCUCAGGGACUCCGCUUUUUGAAUAGCAGGCCUCAUACCCAGAUAGAAGAGAAUCCUGAGGGCCAAAGAGGAGCCAGGAAUGCUGCCCACCUUGCCUUUGUAGGGGGCUGACCUAGCCUUAAGGCAGAGUUAAAUGUCAGAGUUGGAAUGGACCAUAAGCAUUUCCAGAUCCCACCCUCUAAUGCAGAUGAUGAAACAGACCCUGGAAGAAGGUUGUCCUCUUUUUAGCUUUGCACAGACUCACACAGUCAGUCAGAGGUAGAGCUGCCAUUUUUUUUUUGCGCUGUAGUACUCAUCCCUCCCAGUACAGGGAAAGAAACUUGGAUUUGGGAUCCAAGGGCCCGGAUUGUAAUCACUGCAACAAAGGACUUGAGUGAUCUUGGAUAAGUCACUUUCUUCCUUGGGUCUCAGUUGCCUUAUCUGUAAAAUGAGAGGCUUGGACAAGAUGGCUUCUGAGGGACCCCUUCUUGCCCUAAAAUUGUGCUGCUAUGAUACUCUGAUUGUCUAGCAUCUGACCAUACCAGGAUGACCCCUCUAUCCAAACUCUUCCCUUAUCUGCCAAUAAGACUAUAGAACUGAGAGCUAGAAGGGACAUUGGGACCAGCUGAAAGGGAUCACCCCCUCAUUUUUCAUAUGGGGAGAUCAAAGUCCAGAAAGAGGCAGUGACUUGCCCACAGUCCUACAGCUCAUUAGCAUCAGAGCCAGAAUUUUAAUCCAGGCCAUCAGAUGUCAAAGUCAAGCCUCAUUUCCCCCUUCUCAUGACCAUAGUCUACUAAAAUUGGAUGUUAAUCUACCAAAGCCCUAUUCCUUGCAAUGACUCAGGUCCCCAUGGGAUUCAGCUGGUGUUUGAGACCCUCAGGACUUUCCUGAACUGCCUCCUGUCUUUAUCACCUCCCUCCUUAGUGACACACACCUACCUCCGAAAAUCCUAGCUGGCCAGUGCUUGGAGAUCCUCCAGUACAGGGAGGGACCCAGGGAUUGAGGGGCAUCAAGUUGGAGAUUAAAGUUUGGAUGCUACAAACGUCAGUCAGCUGGUGACUGGUUCUUUGGGUUCAAGGGUACAAGAACAAGUUUAGAAGACUUAUCAAGGAAGAACUGAGCCUACAUAAGGGAUGACCCCUCCUGCCAUGAGGGACGUUCAAGCCCAACAACCUUCUAGGUUCCACUGGGUGUGGGAGUGAUGGAAAUAUUACUUGAAGUUGGGUGAACAGGAGAGAUGGAAGGCAGGGCCAACCCUCCCUCCCAAUGGCACUCCCCAGAGUUGGUUUUAAAACCCAGGCCUUCUUGGUAAUCCAGCAGAGCCUGAGAGGAUUCUUGGAGCAACCGCCAUCUUGGCUUGCCCCUUAGCAGAACCUUGGAUAAGAAGCAUCCUUUCUUCACAAGAUCCUUGUGAGAUGGGAAGCUGGAGUGUUGUUAUGGCCAUUAUAUAAGGCUGGCAACAGAUGGUUGAAGUGACUUACCCUGGGCCACAGCUCUCAAGUCUUGUGGUCAGAUUUGGACCCCAAGCCUCUUAAGUCACACAUCUUCCAUUAGAUGACAGGGAAAUUUCUAAGAGCAGGUAUGCUGUCCACACUGCAACUUUCCCCAUUGUGGUUCUAGAUAUUGCAGGUUGGCAUAAGAAAUUAAAUGGGAAUUUGGGGGAAGUUUUGUAGAAGCCUCAGAUGACCCGCCAAAAGUUUGGAAACUCAGAAAUGCAUACUUAACCCCAAAUUUACAAUAAGGCACUGUCAAGGAUCCCUAACCGAAAAAGAAAAUUUACCCUGCUUCUCUGAUAGAGAGGGCCAAAACAUUUUACCAGGGUUUUCCAGAUCAUGGGGUACCAUCUGCCUGAUCCCUGCAGGGUGGAAGGGCUAUGUGUACAGCUUCCUCCUAGUCUCUCCUCCUGGGCUGUAGAAAGCUCCUUCCCUUUCUCGGGCUGAGAUCCAUCCCAACCCAAUCAUCUCCCCUACAGGGAAAUAGCCUUCUCUGUCUCAGGCUGUUUCUUCUUCAGAACUGGUUGCAUUCUGGGACGAGGGAUACCUUUUCCUCACCUUAUCCAACCCAGCCAACAUCCACACAGCAGGGUGAGUGACUACAAAAUAAUUUAUUGAAGAAAACAGAAAUGACAAAACCCAACAGAGCAGUGAACAGCAAAAAUGGACCCACCGAGGACGGUUGUUUUGUGUUUUUUUUCUCCUUUUUAAAAAAAUUUAAGCCUGUCACCCAGGGUUGGGGAAAGAGGGACCUAGUUUUCCUCUCCAGCAUUGGGGUUGGCCCAAUGCUUCUCCCCAGCUCAUUCUGCUGUUCCUUCCUUGUCACAGGAUCCAGAGUUGGAAGGGACCUCAGGCCUGCUAGUCCAAGCCCCUCCUUCAUUUUGCUGAUGAAGAAGUGACUUACCCAAGGUCACAUAGGUAGUAUGUGGAAGAGCAGGAUUUCAAAACCAAUGUCCCCCGACUCCAAAUUGGGAAGCCCUGCGCCCCCUCCCCAGCUCUUCUUGUCAUAGCUGGAAACCUGGUUUCUGGGGAUGACAGUUAACCCCCAUUUUCCUGGUAGAGUUGGGGCCUUUAGAGAACUAAGAAUAACUGACAGGGUGGCUAGUUUUGACUCCAAAUAUCAAUCUCUCCCUCAGAGAUGGGAAUAAACCCAAUAUCCAGAGUAGGGGGGGUCCAUUCAGCCCCCCCAGGGCCUGUUGCCAGCCUCCAGUGCUUUGCUCAAUUCCUGUCCGGACUGCCUUUUGUCCAGCUGUCUAGUUUGGAGAUAAGCCUGGGGAAGGAGAGAUGUUGGAAACUCUGCAGAGCUAAUAGCCUGACUGCCAGCCCCCCCCCCCCCCCAUCUGUUAAGGGCUCUUGGGGGAAUCGGUGGAUGGGCCCCUGGACUGCACUUGAGAUCAGAUUUGAACCCUAGCUCAAACGAUAGCUAUGCAGCCUGGGGCAAUGACUCAUCCUCUCCAGGCCAGUUUCCUCAAUGAACAGGUCUCUUUUAACUGAUGCCUAUCUGUGCUCCCUCAUGCACAGAGCUAAGAUGGGCUCCCCCAAAGGAAGAGAUUCAGAGCUAGAAGAGGACCCUUCAAAAUAAUCCUUCCUGUUCCGUUUUACAGAUGGAGAAACUGAGGCCCAGAGAGGAGAAGAGACUUGAUAAAGGUCAUACAACCUGAGUAACAGAGUUCACAUUUGGGCCCACGGUCACAGCUCUCGCCCUCCCAGGCCAGUGGGGGUGAGGACAGUGUUUGAGCCUGUAAGCCGCCUCCUAUCCUGAUGGGACUGCCCUGAGCACACAGACUCCCAUCUCAAACCUCAAUGUGGCAGGUUGCACUACGAGUUACUUCCACCCUUUUCUGGGUCCUGGCCCUGCCAGGGGGCCCAGUAGGGCUAUGCCCCCCUCUUUGACUUCCUGGUGGCCUGGAGCCUGGCUGCAAGGCCUAAGCCUGCUUUUUCUCUUCCUCUGCCCACCAGGCAUCUCAUAUGCCCCAACGCUGCCUAGGACUUGGCACCCUUUACCUAGAAACUGGGUGCUUUGCAGCCAGCCCCCACUGAAUCACACAGACUGAAAGGUUUCCCCUAAUCCCUAAAGCCUGGGGGUGCCGUGGGGCUAAGAACCCUCUUUGGAGAAGAUUGUCAUGACCAAAAGGAAAAAUCUUUGGUAUAGUUGGUUAGAGCUAGAGGCACGUGGGGAACUGGAGGGCCCAAGACUGAGAGGCUGGGGAUGGCGAGAGGCAGGCCCGUCACCCCUACCCUGAUUAUUGGAAGAGAAGGGGCUCCCAUCCUGGAAGUUGUGCAGCGAACCUUCUUUCCCCCUUCCCCGAGGGUCAGUGAAUAUGAAGAGAGCACCGAUCUGUACUCUGAGAAGGCCUUCUGCAAGGCUUUUUCCCUUUCCUCAUUUGGAACUGGAGGAGACCAUAUCAAGGGUCCCUUCAUUCCAGCUCUAAACUGAGCUCUGCUGAGCUCCCCUCAUUUUUUGUCCUCAUCAUCCCUGUAUGAAGGGGGUCUUCAGGGCUGGAUCAAAGGGACUGAGGAGAAAUUCGAAAUCCCCAAGUGGAAGAAGGCUUGGGGAGCAGGAAGGUGGGGCGAGGGCCCUCAGGCUCCUCAGGCCCCAUGUGAUUAGAUACAGCCAGUGAUGUCCAAGCAAAGCCUGUGGAUUAGCAGAACCUUAGAGGGUUGCUUCCAUCUCUGAUCUAUGUGGUUAAGCCUGGGAGUGCCAGAAGGGUCCUGAUGCCUAGGAAAGGGGCUAGUUGGUCUCUGCUCCGAGAAGAACUGAGGGAGGAAGAGGGAAACACCUCUAGUUACCUUUGGAAGGGGUUCAAGAGGAGCUCUGGUCAUCUCGGGAGAAACUCCAAGGAGGGCAGAAAGUAAGACCAGGUGAGCUGGGUAGCCCCUAGCAUUGGGGAAGGUGGCAGUGGAUCACUCCCAUCCAGUGGGAUGACUGUCCCUUCGCUCACCGAGGCCCAAAUUCCUUGGUAAUCCCUUACCCGAUGAAGGCCUUUGAGAUCAUGGUUAGAGCUGGGAGAGACCCCAGAGGUCGUCAGAGACAUGACAAAGAACAUGCUUCCUCCUGGGGCAGCCCGUUCUGUCCCGGAUAAGUCCUGCAGCUUCAGACCCAUUGCACCUGCCUUUUAGGAUAGUGCCCAACUUAAUUUCUUUUAUAGGAAAGAAAACUGAAUGUGAUGGAGGAAGGGGGGAGUUACUGGCCCAAGGCCACAAAGUGGGUGCAUACUUUUCACAGAUCAGGGCAGUGCUGACAGGAGGAAGAGAAGGAAGCCGAUGGAGACCAGCUUUUCUUACUGGAAGUCACACUGGCCAGAGCUAGACACUGAUUUACUGAAUUUUGUUUGUCUUGAUUGAAUUACAGGCAACAAAAUUGGGGUUUGGGUAGGUGGCAAAGUGUCUGAGGGAGGUUGGGGGCAGAAGGCCCUUUGGCUCAGUAGCUACAUUACUUUGGGAAAGUCCACUGAGCUUCUCAGAUAACAUCUCUUCUAUCAACUACCCUGAACUGAAUGCAAGCGUGGACAAAAAGGCUGCCUGAACCUGGGCAAAGCUGUCGAAGGCUGGCAUGGAGAGCUCCUUAAGAGUCACUCCUUUUUUUGCCCCAGAUAGGACUGAACACAGCCCCUCACCCAUGACUUCUGGGAGAUGGUACGAGAUGAGGUGAUGGAAAACCAAAGCUUGGAACUGAGUGAUGAAGGAAGGUUAUGGAGGGAACAUUGGCUCCUAGAAUUCCUCAAGACCCUGGCGUAGGGGUUGGUGCAUCAUCUUUUGAAGCCGAGGGAAUUAGACAUAGUGGCCUCUGGAGAUGUUUUCCAGACUGAGUAGAUUGGAAGAAGACAAGGGAGCCUUUUAAAACCAUCUGGUUAAUCCUCACCUCAAUUUUAUAGAUAAAGAAAAUGAACCCUGGAUGAGGGGAAAUGACUUGACUAAGGUCACACAGCUUGUCAGUGGUAGAAACAGGUAGAAGCAGGUCUGCUGGAGUUCUCUCUCACAUCUUGGUAUCCCCAAUCCUUUGGGCUACUUUCAUCCCUCUGGCCACUGAAGCCAGGCAGAGCCCGAACAUUCCCUGAUGAAUAAGAGGGAAUGGCCUGCUCCCCACUAAAGCUCACAUCCUAACUUUCCAUCUCUCCAUAUCCCCAUCCCAGGGCAGGGCCUUGAAGGAGGGGGCAGGGGGUGAUGAAACACCCAAACAACAGGAAUUGAAGGCAAUCCUGAGGACAUGUGGCUGGGCUGGGGUAGACCCCAGCUGUGGUUACCCUCUUUUCAUUCCUGGGUGACAGGACUCCAAUUAUCUGAUUGUCUCUCUCCUUGGAACAAGACACUUGUGAAUUGACACCAAAAUGAAAAAAACCAACCGAAGUCCAACAGGUAAAGAAGUAAAUACAUACAUACAAAUGACCCAACUCAGAUCUGGUUCUCAAGUCCAAAGCGUGGAGACUUCCCUGGGGGCACAGCAUGGCUGCAGCUGAGGCAGGGAGCUGGAUGAGAUGGCUGACCUGAUCAUCCCCAACCCCAUCCUCCCCGCUCUCCUCCAGACUCUUCCUUCUCCCCUUCUGUCCUUCCUGGCCACCUCAUCCACUUCCCUGGUUGUUGCGACAAUUGCAUUUGAUAAAGAUAGGGGAAAGGAACAAAAGAAAAUAGGAGGAAAACCAGAAACCAACUUGCUUGCUAUCAUGAUGUAACUUGGGAAACAUGGUCCGUGCUGGAUCCAGGGUGAAACAGAAUUGGAAUCUCUGUCAGUAGAACUUGGACUUGGAACCUCCGAGGAAGGAGCAUGUAAUCGGCACCUCUGUGGAAUGGGAACCUCUGUUGGAUGAAACAGGCGUUGGAGCUUGGAACCUCCGUGGAAGAAACAUGAACUUGGAGCUUCCGCAGAUGGGACACUGAAUGGGAACCUCCAUAGAACCAGACUCUCUGCUGACGGAACAUUGUUGUUCCCUCGACCCCCCCUCCCCCCACCCUCCCCCCCUCACAAUUUUAUUACAUUAGUUUCAAGAAAGCGUACAUUGGUCAUGCAUAAAUCAAAU